AAUGAGAAUAGAUCAGGAGAGAAUUAGUAUCAAAGAAGAAGACGAAGAAUCUCCAACUCCAAGCAACGCCUUCAUACACCGCCACCGCCACCGCUGCUGCUUUCAUUUCCCUUGCUUUUACUCUUCUCCAUCAUCCACCACCACCCAUCAUAUCAUCACCCUUGGUGAGGGUGAGAGGUCAACUACUUCCUCCUCGUUUUGGGACCGUUUCCGCUCCCGUGAGGCUGAGAAUCGUUGGUGGGCUCGCCCUUUUUGGGCCUUGAAGAAGGUUCGUGAAUGGUCCGAGAUUGUCGCUGGGCCCAAGUGGAAGACCUUCAUCCGCCGCUUUAAUCGCCGCCGCCAUAACCAACGUCAUCAGUUCCAGUAUGAUCCACUGAGUUACGCCCUUAAUUUCGAUGAAGGGCAAAACGAUCAUUUCGAGGAAAGCGUUGCUCUUCAAUUUCCCGAUUUCUCUUCUCGGUUUGUCGCCGCUUCAUCCAAAUCGCCAACACCAACAGAAUCAGCAAAAGACUUCAGUAACGGUGCGCCGGCGUGCUAAUUUGCGCUUCUCUUGGUGUGCCAGACUGGCAUACGUGAAACGACAAUAGCCGGAAAGUGACUCGACAUCAAUUCAUAUUUGACUUUUGAUUGAACACAGCUGGCGUUUUCUUUCCCAGUUAUUUUUUACUUCUAAUUUUUGCAUGUAAUUUAUUUUGUCUAUAUAUGGUGAAGUACUUCAUGUAAUUUACUCGUCAUACUAAAGAAUAAAAAUAUCGUUUCCUGCAAACAAAGAACCGCACGUUAGAUUUGGAUAGGCAUUAAUAAAGCGGUGGAGGGUGAGAAUACUAAGCAUCAGUCAUGGCAGCUCGAAGGAUUUCUUCUCUGCUUUCUCGUUCUUUGUCUUCGUCACUUCCUUUCUCUGUUCGCCCCAAAGGAUAUAGCACUGCUGCUGCACUAGAAAAUCCUAUUAUUCCGAAUGUGGAAAUUAAGCAUACCCAACUGCUCAUCAAUGGAGAGUUUGUUGAUGCUGCAUCAGGUAAGACAUUUCCUACAUAUGAUCCUCGGACUGGAGAAGUGAUAGCCCAUGUUGCGGAAGGAGAUGCCCAAGAUAUUAACCUUGCUGUAGCUGCUGCUCGAAAAGCUUUUGAUGAGGGUCCAUGGCCUAAAAUGACAGCUUAUGAGAGGGCACGGAUCAUUCUGAGAUUUGCUGAUUUGGUUGAGCAACACAGUGAGGAGCUUGCAGCUUUGGAGACUUGGAAUAAUGGGAAAACUUUUCAACAGGCCUCGAAAGCUGAGCUUCCAAUGUUUGUCCGCAAAUUUCACUACUAUGCUGGUUGGGCAGAUAAAAUCCAUGGGUUGACUGUUCCUGCUGAUGGUCCGUACCACGUGCAAACAUUGCACGAACCAAUUGGUGUAGCAGGGCAAAUCAUUCCAUGGAACUUUCCUCUUAUCAUGUUCGCUUGGAAAGUUGGCCCUGCCCUGGCUUGUGGCAACACUAUUGUCCUGAAGACCGCCGAGCAGACUCCCUUGACUGCACUUUAUGUUGGGAAACUUUUUCAUGAGGCUGGUCUUCCUCCGGGUGUUUUGAAUAUAGUUUCUGGGUAUGGUCCAUCAGCUGGUGCAGCGCUUGCUAGUCACAUGGAUGUCGACAAGAUUGCUUUCACGGGAUCUACUGAAACUGGAAAGACUGUUCUAGAACUUGCAGCAAAGAGCAAUCUUAAACCAGCAACUUUGGAGCUUGGAGGAAAAUCACCUUUCAUUGUAUGUGAAGAUGCUGAUGUCGAUAAAGCAGUGGAACUCGCACAUUUUGCUCUCUUCUUUAACCAGGGUCAAUGUUGCUGUGCUGGUUCCCGCACUUAUGUGCACGAGAGUGUGUAUGAUGAAUUUGUUGAAAAAGCAACUCAGCGUGCCAAGAGACGUACUGUUGGAGAUCCCUUUAAGAGUGGAAUUGAACAAGGUCCUCAGAUAGACACAGAACAAUUUCAGAAAGUUUUGAGGUACCUAAAGUCAGGUAUGGAGAGCAAUGCCAAGCUCGAGUGUGGAGGUGAUAGACUCGGAUCUAAAGGUUUCUUUAUCCAGCCCACUGUCUUCUCAAAUGUUCAGGAUGACAUGCUGAUUGCGCAGGAUGAGAUAUUUGGCCCAGUGCAGUCUAUCUUAAAAUUCAAGGACCUUGAUGAGGUGAUCCAGAGGGCAAACACCACAAAGUACGGCCUAGCAGCCGGAGUAUUUACUCAAAAUCUUAACACUGCUAACACUCUGUCGCGGGCGUUGAGGGCUGGAACUGUGUGGGUUAAUUGCUUUGAUGUUUUCGACGCUGCAAUUCCAUUUGGUGGGUACAAGAUGAGUGGUAUUGGCAGGGAGAAGAGUGUUUACAGUCUCAACAAUUACUUGCAGGUGAAAGCUGUAGUCACUCCGCUCAAAAAUCCUGCUUGGUUGUAAUUAGUAACUGGAAAGUUCGUUUAAAGCAAAGUCUAUACACUCGCUUAGUGAGGAAUGAUAGACAGGAAAUACAUACUACACAUAAAAUUGUGUUUCCCAUAUGCCUGUAUUAUAUACCAGACGUUGUCUUGUUGAAAUUUUAAUGCAAUCACUUGGUUUUUAUU
Amaranthus tricolor (Joseph's coat) is the source of this 2582-nucleotide messenger RNA. RefSeq names its product aldehyde dehydrogenase family 2 member B4, mitochondrial-like. The record is from RefSeq and is a predicted model, not a curated record. Bases 838 to 2418 code for a protein of 526 amino acids. Lineage: Eukaryota; Viridiplantae; Streptophyta; Magnoliopsida; Caryophyllales; Amaranthaceae. Gene Ontology annotation, molecular function: aldehyde dehydrogenase (NAD+) activity. The transcript has 11 exons.